Messenger RNA from Ectocarpus sp. CCAP 1310/34, 1245 nucleotides. The record is from the annotation of a GenBank genome assembly. NCBI's taxonomy places the organism in Eukaryota, Phaeophyceae, Ectocarpales, Ectocarpaceae.
AUGAACGACGACCCCAUGGCCACCUCGAAGUUGGCCGAGGGGAUCCGCGGCUUCUCCGCCGACCUGGUCAAGCUGGAGGCCACCGUCCGCGACCGCCUCGGCGUCACCCCGUCCCCGAGUCCCGGCCCGGCCUGGGCCCCGCCUGCCGCCGCCGCCGCCGCCGCGGCCAACGGAGACGGUGUUACUAACGGUAACGGUAACGGUGGCGGUGGCGAUAAGACGGAGUUUGACCAGCUGGCGGAGGUGACGACGAUUGUGGCGGACUCGGGAGAGAUCGAGGCCAUCCGCAAGUACAAGCCCACGGACGCCACGACCAACCCGUCCCUCAUCUACGCGGCGGCGCAGAUGCCGGCGUACCAGGGCUUGGUGGACGACGCGGUGAAGCACGCGCUCGGCCUCCAAGGCUUGCCAAAGGAGCGAGUGGAGGCGGCCAUGGACAAGUUGUCUGUGAACUUCGGGCUGGAGAUUCUCAAGAUCGUCCCUGGCUACGUCUCCACGGAGGUUGACGCUAGGCUCAGCUACGACACGGAGGCUACGGUGGCUAAGGGCAGGAGCAUCGUGGCGCUCUACAAGGCCGCUGGGAUCGACAAGUCCCGCGUUUUGAUCAAGAUCGCCAGUACGUGGGAGGGCAUCAGAGCGUGCGAGAUCCUGCAGAAGGAGGGCAUCUCCUGCAACAUGACCCUUCUCUUCUGCAUGGCUCAGGCUGUCGCUUGCGCAGAGGCAGGGGCGACGCUCAUCUCCCCCUUCGUGGGUCGCAUCACGGACUGGUACAAGGCGGACACCGGUCGAUCAGGGUACGCGGCGGAGGAAGACCCCGGCUGCCUCAGCGUGUCGGAGAUCUACGGGUACUACAAGAAGCACGGGCACGGCACGAUCGUCAUGGGGGCCAGCUUCCGGAACAAGGGGCAGAUCCUGCAGCUGGCGGGCUGCGACCGGCUCACCAUCGCUCCCAAGUUCCUGGAGGUGGGUGAAGAUGAUGAUGAUGAUGAUGAUGAUGAUGAUGAUUACGGCAAUGGGGAGCUCAAGGGCGGGACAGAAAAGGUGGAGCGCAAGCUGGAGCCGGAGACAGCCUCGAAGGCAUACAGCGGGGGCCGCUACCCGGCAGACUCGAAGUCUUUCCGGCUCAAGCUGAACGAGAACGCGAUGGCGACAGAGAAGUUGGCGGAGGGCAUCGCCUCCUUCUCCCAGGCCAUCGUCAAGGUGGAGAAGAUCAUCACCGACAGGAUCGCCGCGGCGUCGACCUGA